AUGCAUUCUGAACUUUCUGGGAUGGAUUGGAGGGAUCCAGAUCUAAAUGAGGAUUAUAAAUCUCCUUUUGAUUUCAAUAGUGGAGUUAACAAAAACUAUCUCUACCUGUCACCUAGUGUAAACAUCUCUCCACCUGGAUCACCUGUACAGAAGAAUUCUGGUUUGCUGAGCUCAGACACAGUACCUGAGGUAGGAGAGGAUGCUGCUGCUACUGUUAAUCUGACAGAAAAUCUUUCUGAAGAAGAACAGGAGGAACUAAGAAAAGAACUUGCUAAGGUAGAAGAGGAAAUCCAGACGCUCUCACAGGUGCUAGCUGCCAAGGAGAAGCAUCUAGCAGAGAUCAAGAGAAAAUUAGGAAUCAAUUCACUGCAGGAACUGAGGCAGAACAUUACCAAAGGCUGGCAAGAUGUGACUUCUACUUCAGCAUAUAAGAAGACAUCAGAAACCCUGUCUCAGGCUGGGCAGAAGGCUUCUGCUGCUUUUUCAUCAGUUGGCUCAGUCAUCACAAAGAAGCUGGAAGAUGUGAAAUUGCAGGCAUUUUCACAUUCCUUUAGUAUACGCUCCAUACAACAUUCAAUUAGCAUGCCUGUUAUGAGAAAUUCUUCUACUUUCAAGUCAUUUGAAGAAAAGGUUGAAAACUUAAAGUCUAAAGUUGGAGGAGCCAAGCCUGCUGGAGGUGACUUUGGAGAAGUCUUAAACUCAGCUGCCAAUGCUAGUGCCACAGAAACUAUUACAGAACAGAUACAGGAGGAGACCCAGUGAGAUUCCUGCCUUUGUCCUGCUACCCACUGCCAGAUGCUGCAAGCAAAAACUAAGCACAUUUGUAAUGUUCUUCACUGUCCGUUUCCACCAGAUGUGCUUUUACUUAGCACUUAGCUUUAUAUCAAUUUGAUAAAAUAGCUUGUUUGUGGGUUUAAAAUAUUUUUGGAACUAAAGUAGAUUGUAUCAGCCUGGCUUUUGGGGGGAAGGGACAUUUUUAUGCUUUUCAAGUACUUAAAGGAUAUAUCCCUGAUUUUAAAGGCAAUCUCUAAAAUGUUGCUUUGAAAAACUUUAGACAAACCUACUAAUACUGUACAUAUAGUAUGUGGAUUCAUAACUUCCUUUUGGAGGCUGUGAUUAUUAGCAAUUCUCUUCACUUAUAAGAAUUGGCAUUCUACUUUUACUGCCAAACUGAAGGUUUACUUCACUCCUUUGGUGGUUUCAGUGCAACAGUUCCCUAAAUUGGACAUCACACUUGGAAGAUUACUCCAAGCUGCAGAAAAAGGAUUUCUGCUUCAACAUUAUGAAUAACAUCAUUAUAGCAGGUUUCCACAAGUGUAUAUUAAUCUACUGUAGUCAAAACCUGUUGAGUCCUAAACUGCAUUUGGUGCAUGUGGGGCAAAGGACAUAAUCCUAACUAGCAUUCAGACUUGCUGACUUCUCUGUGGGUCCUGUGACUAGAUUUAAUGUCCUAAGAGUGGGUUUCUCAGAGUGCUCCAAAUGAAAGUGAGAUGCCUAAUGCUGCUGGUCUAGUAUCUGAGCCAGUUUGUUUAUCCCAGUACACUAUAUUGUGAGUUCUUCACUUGAUGCUUUAAUGCCUGAAUUAUUCUGCUGUGAUAAAAUGGCAGUCACUGGAAUAAUGGUCUCCAAUGGUGGUGAUUCUAAAACUACUUCUAUUCUGGUAUUAAUAUUGAAUCUUACACUAAAAACAUGGAGUGGAGAUGAAAUGUGAACACAUUCCUACAGCUGCUGCAAAAAAUAUUUCUAACAAGUCAUUACUGAUUAAUUCCAAGUCAGUUAUGGGAAUUAAUGUUUUUUAAAACCUUUCACCAUGCUGUAGUAAACUUGCACAGCAUUUGCAGGCAAGAGCCAUUGCUCUAGGAGGCAGAGGGCCUUUGAGAUGUUCAAACUAUUUCAUGUUCUCAAGACUCUUGUCCUAAGUCUUUUUUGUUAGAGGCUUGAAAAUUAGCAAUACUGUUUGCACCCUGGAGACUCCACUCCUGCUUAACCAUUGAGAUCCACUCUUGAAACUUUACCCAUUUCAAAGCCUACAGCAGACCUUGUAAGAGGGCUAUGUUGCUUUACAUGUUGACUAUACAUCUACUUUAUGUACUUUGGACGUUGCUUGUAUUAUGUACAUGUCUGGCACAUGUUGGUCAUUAUCAAAUUGUAACUUAUGCCAAAUGUCUCAUCACUGAGCUUGGAAUGAACUGGAAGCAAUUAAAAA
Molecule: messenger RNA, 2206 nt
Organism: Emys orbicularis (European pond turtle)
Lineage: Eukaryota; Metazoa; Chordata; Testudines; Emydidae
Product: tumor protein D52-like
Exons: 8
Coding region: 1-762 (253 amino acids)
Biological process (GO): B cell differentiation
Cellular component (GO): mitochondrial small ribosomal subunit; cytoplasm
Source: RefSeq, a predicted model, not a curated record